UUGCAGCGGACCUGAAUCUCUGGCGGGUGUCCAGUUGGUUCUAGGCUGGAGUUGGGACCGUGGAGAUGAGGAAGGAAACCCCACCCCCCUUGGUGCCCCCGGCGACCCGCGAAUGGAACCUUCCCCCUAAUGCGCCAGCAUGUAUGGAGCGGCAGUUGGAGGCUUCGCGGUACCGGUCCGAUGGGGCACUCCUGCUCGGGGCCUCCAGCUUGAGUGGCCGCUGCUGGGCUGGCUCCCUCUGGCUUUUCAAGGACCCUUGUUCCGCCCCCAACGAAGGUUUCUGCUCCGCUGGAGUCCAGACGGAAGCUGGAGUGGCAGACCUCACUUGGGUGGGGGACAAAGGUAUCCUCGUGGCUUCCGAUUCAGGUGCUGUUGAAUUGUGGGAGCUGGAUGAGAACGAGACACUCAUUGUUAGCAAGUUCUGCAAGUAUGAGCAUGAUGACAUCGUGUCCACAGUUAGUGUCCUGAGCUCUGGAACACAAGCUGUAAGCGGUAGCAAAGACUUCUGCAUCAAAGUUUGGGACCUUGCUCAGCAGAUGGUACUGAACUCAUACCGAGCUCACUCUGGGCAGGUUACCUGUGUUGCUGCCUCUCCCCACAAGGACUCCAUGUUUCUGUCUUGUAGUGAGGACAAUAGAAUUUUACUCUGGGAUACUCGCUGUCCCAAGCCAGCAUCACAGAUGGGCUGUACUGCUUCUGGGUACCUUCCUACCUCACUGGCUUGGCAUCCUCAGCAAAGUGAAGCCUUUGUCUUUGGUGAUGAGAAUGGGACUGUCUCUCUUGUAGACACCAAGAGCACAAGGUGUGCCCUCACCUCAGCUGUGCACUCCCAGUGUGUCACUAGGCUGGUGUUUUCCCCACAUAGUGUUCCCUUCCUGGCCUCUAUCAGUGAAGACUGCUCACUUGUUGUGCUGGACUCAGGCCUUUCUGAAGUGUUUAGAAGCCGAGCCCACAGAGACUUUGUGAGAGAUGCUACUUGGUCCCUGCUCAAUUACUCCCUGCUUACCACGGUGGGCUGGGACCAUCAAGUCAUCCACCAUACUUUGCCCAUAGAACCUGUCUCAGCCCCUGGACCUAACAGUGUUGCCGAGUAGGUUGGAUUUAAGACAAAAAGCAAAUCCUGUAUGAGUAUCUGCUCCCUUUGAGCCUGUCCCUCAGCUUGGAAGACAGCAUAGAGCCUCAUAUAGCAUAUUGGUCACUAGAUCUGUGUGGGUAACAGGCAUCGUCUCUCAGCCUAGGGAGGCUGGAUUCUGGGAUCCUGAAAUCAUAGGAGGAAAAACUUUCUUGAGAAUGCUUAUGUCUGUGUGUCUGAGUGUGUAUGUAGAUAAAUAAUUUUUGGUGGAGGGAGGGGAUUAAAAAAAAUCCAUCC
Molecule: messenger RNA, 1369 nt
Organism: Orycteropus afer afer
Lineage: Eukaryota; Metazoa; Chordata; Mammalia; Tubulidentata; Orycteropodidae
Gene: WDR77
Product: WD repeat domain 77
Biological process (GO): oocyte axis specification
Cellular component (GO): methylosome
Molecular function (GO): protein binding
Source: RefSeq, a predicted model, not a curated record